This is a messenger RNA of Knipowitschia caucasica, 1656 nucleotides long. NCBI's taxonomy places the organism in Eukaryota, Metazoa, Chordata, Actinopteri, Gobiiformes, Gobiidae. The record is from the annotation of a GenBank genome assembly.
AUGAGAACUCACCGCGUGGAGCUAAUCUCACUGAUGAACCGCCCGAUCCAGGUGAAGCCGGCGGACAGUGAGAGCAGAGGGGAAGACCGGAAGCUGUUCGUGGGAAUGUUGGGGAAGCAGCAGACGGACACGGACGUCCGGAAGAUGUUCGAGCCGUUCGGGAGCAUAGAGGAGUGUACGGUGCUGCGAGGCCCCGACGGCACCAGCAAAGGUUGUGCGUUUGUGAAGUUUCAGACCAACGCCGAGGCUCAGGCUGCUAUCAAUGCUCUUCACGGGAGCCGCACUUUACCGGGGGCCUCGUCCAGUCUGGUGGUGAAGUUCGCCGACUCGGAGAAGGAGCGCGGUCUGAGGCGCAUGCAGCAGGUGGCAUCGCAGCUGGGAGUCAUCAGCCCCAUGACCCUCCACCUCGGGGCCUACAACGCCUACACGCAGGCCUUGAUGCAGCAGCAGGCGUUGGUGGCUCAGUCUGCCUACCUGUCGCCCGUGGCAACCGUCGCCGCCGUGCAGAUGCAGCAGCUCGCGGCGCUCAACCCCAGCAGCAUCAUCGCCACGCCCAUCGCCUCCAUCACGCCCUCCUCAGGCACAGGAGGAAGUCAAAUGUUGUCAUUCCUUUCAGGUACCAGCACUCCUCCCUCGAUCGCAGGCACACCUGUCCCCGCGCUGCCUCCUUCCAUCGCCGUCAACAGCUACACUGCAGCGCCCCCUAAUGGCCAGUCCGCCACAGAGGCCCUGUACACCAACGGGGUCCACGCCUACCAAGCUCAGAGUCCGGUCCUGGACCCUCUGCAACAGGCGUACACAGGCAUGCAGCACUACACAGCCACGUACCCCGCAGCCUACGGCCUGGUGGGGCAGCCCUUCCCUCAUCAGCCCACUCUGGUGGCACAGCAGCCGCAGCAGCCGCAGCAGCUGCAGCAGCGAGAGGGUCCCGAGGGCUGUAACAUCUUCAUUUACCACCUGCCGCAGGAGUUCACCGACUCCGAGAUCCUCCAGAUGUUUCUGCCGUUUGGAAACGUCAUCUCGGCAAAAGUGUUCGUCGACCGAGCCACAAACCAGAGCAAGUGUUUCGGGUUUGUGAGUUUCGACAACCCGUCCAGCGCCCAGACCGCCAUCCAGGCCAUGAACGGCUUCCAGAUCGGGAUGAAGAGGCUGAAGGUGGUGUUAGGUGGUGUUGGGUGGUGUUGGGUAGUGUUAGGUGGUGUUGGGUGGUGUUGGGUGGUGUUGGGUAGUGUUGGGGGGUGUUGGGUGGUGUUGGGUGGGUGGUGGGGGGUGUUGGGUGGUGUUGGGGGGUGUUGGGUGGUGUUGGGUGGUGUUGGGGGUGUUGGGUGGUGUUGGGUGGUGUUGGGGGGUGUUGGGUGGUGUUGGGUGGUGUUGGGUGUGUUGGGUGGUGUUGGGUGGUGUGGGGGGUGGGUGGUGUUGGGUGGUGUUGGGUGGUGUUGGGGGGUGUUGGGGGGUGUUGGGGUGUUGGGUGGUGUUGGGUGGUGUUGGGUGGUGUUGGGUGGUGUUGGGUGGUGUUGGGUGGUGUUGGGUGGUGUUGGGUGGUGUUGGGUGGUGUUGGGGGGGUGUUUGGGGGGUGUCGGGUGGUGUCGGGUGGUGUCGGGUGGUUGCUGUGCCACAGUUUUUUCCAUGUGGUGCUUUUUGCCAUUAGCUUUAUGA